AUUUGUGACGUGGAUUACAUUGUGACAUCACAGAAGUUAAAAUGUCUUACUCGAUUCGUGAACGACAAAUUGGAGCUCUUAGAUCUGUUUUAAACUUAGGAGCGCAAGUUACAAAGAAUAUUGAACCAGAAUGGAAGGUUUUGAUUUACGAUAACGCUGGCCAAGAUAUUAUUACCCCGCUGUUCUCGGUGGCCGAUCUUCGUAAUUAUGGAGUUACGUUGUACACCUCGCUUCACGGGCAACGAGAUGCUGUGCCCGAUGUUUCAGCUGUUUAUUUUGUUUUACCAACCGAAAAUAACAUCAAGCGAAUAUGCGAAGACAUGAACAAUGGACUUUACGAUUCGUAUUAUUUCAACUUUAUUUCAGCGAUCUCACGUAAGAAACUGGAAGAUCUCGCAAGUGCAGCCAUACAUGCCGAUGUCGCGUCAAAUGUUAUGAAGAUAUUUGACCAAUAUGUCAACUUUACGACACUUGAACAUGAUCUGUUCGAAUUGAAUUCUGCAUCUGAUCUAUCUUAUUAUAAUUUCAACAAAUCGAAUUUGAAAGAUCACGAGAUGGAUGAAAUAAUCAACGCGAUUGUUGAUGGGUUAUAUUGUGUGUUUGUUACCAUGGGUACGAUCCCCAUCAUCCGAUGUCCAACGGGUAAUGCUGCUGAAAUGGUUGCCACAAAGUUAGACAAGAAGUUACGUGAUAAUUUGAAAGACGCGCGGAAUAGUUUCUUUAGCCUUACAAAUACAAUGGUUGAACCUGGACAACAAAUAACGAACUUUCAACGACCUUUGCUACUUAUAGCUGAUCGAAAUAUUGACCUCGCGACCCCUCUACAUCAUACAUGGACGUACCAAGCUUUGGUACACGACGUACUUGACAUGAAGCUAAACAAAGUGAUUGUUACGGAGACAGUGGAUGACAAUGCUAUGGCUCGUCCAAUGAAAACGCAAAGUUUUAAUCUUGGUUCCACGGAUAAAUUCUGGCAUCAACACAGGGGAAACCCCUUCCCACAAGUGGCUGAGGCUGUGCAAGAAGAAAUUGAGGAAUAUAAGUCGCACGAAGGUGAGGUACAACGCUUGAAGGCCGUCAUGGGAUUGGCCGAAUCAGAUCAAGCCGUUGAUAUUUCUGACAACACGGCCAAACUAACAUCGGCCAUGAGUUCGUUGCCUCAGCUUUUGGAGAAGAAAAGAUUAAUCGAUAUUCAUACAACGAUCGCUACUGCUGUGCUGGGGAGUAUUAAAGAACGGAAAUUGGACGAAUAUUUUGAAACUGAGGAAAAGUUGAUGAGCAAAACAACAGGAGAAAAACCAUUGAUUGAAUUUCUUAGAGAUUCAAAAGGGGGAUCCCCUGAAGAUAAAAUGAGAUUGUUUCUAAUUUAUUAUAUUUGCCAAUCACAAGUAAAUGAUUUAGAUGAAUUGAUCCGGGCAUUGGAAGAUUCCGGUUGCGACAUCGAUGCGUUAAAAUACGUGAAACGAUGGAAACAAUACACUAUGGUCGGCGACGUAGGGGUCAGGGGGGGUGGAACCAAAACUAUCGGGAUGUUUUCGCAUCUUAUGAGUACAGGGUCGCAGUUUGUAAUGGAGGGCGUGAAAAACUUAGUUUUGAAGAAACAUAAACUUCCUCUCACCAAGAUACUUGACAACCUGAUGGAACUAAAGUCCAACCAAGAAAUUGAUUCUUAUCGUUACUUUGACCCUAAACUUGCCCGAGCGCUCGACACAAGCAUGGGGCGCGCUAAAGCUCCUUAUACAGAUGCUGUAGUGUUUGUGGUUGGAGGUGGCAACUAUAUCGAGUAUCACAACAUCAUGGAGUAUUCGCGCAACAAACCUGGAAGGAGGGUUGCUUAUGGUUGUAGCCAACUACUCAACGCAAACCAAUUCCUUCAACAAUUAUGCCAACUUGGAAAGGAAAUUCAAUAAUUUAUAUUGUGUGUAAAUAAUAAUGAUUGUUGUAAAUAAAUAAAGAUAUUAUGAUGUCAUAAACUGUUCAUGCAUCAAAUAAAGUUGCGAGAUUAAUUUGA
Molecule: messenger RNA, 2011 nt
Organism: Ciona intestinalis (vase tunicate)
Lineage: Eukaryota; Metazoa; Chordata; Ascidiacea; Phlebobranchia; Cionidae
Source: RefSeq, a predicted model, not a curated record